AUGAGCUACUAUGACAUAGAUGAUAUACUGGCAGACAGUCAGAAAUUGCCAUGCAAGUUCUCAAUUACAAUCCCAGGACUGGGUUAUUUGAAUGGAGAGCCUGGUCGUCCAAUAAAAGAGAACGUCAGACUUGAAUUGCCUAUAUGGCUGGCUGAAAUCCUAGCCAUUUGCUCUAUUUCCAACUCCUCUGAAUACGAAGAAAAUGACGAGUAUAGAGAAACCACGUUCUUGAAACUUCUAGAGCCUGAAUUCUUUUCUCCUGUUUUCCUCAACUUUAUAAAGUCAGAUGCUUUGCGACUCAACCUAAAUCCAUACAUGUUCUACUAUCGCAUUGUUACGAAAUGGUCAAACAUGUUUGGAGACGCGGAAUUGGUGGAGCUUAUAAGUAAGGCAUUGGUUGACAGAGCAAGUGAAUUAAACGAUUUAAGCUUCAAAUUGAAUGAUCACUUUACUGGCGGUAAUUUGGAAUUCAUGAAUAAUCUCGAUAGCUACGAAAAACAGUUGUUCAAAAACAGUCAUAAAUCAUACAAAGAUUUGAAGAUGUGGUGGCUCAAGAAGCCAAAUUGACGACCAUUUUCCUGCCCGUUUGAAUCUCAUGUGCUUUCUAUUCACUUUUGCACCACCAAUAUGAACUCUAAUUCAUCAUGUCAACAAUUGCUAGGAAAUGAAGUUUUUUGGAGAAAUAGAGGAUAUUGUAUAAAUGAUAUUAGUCGAUCAGCUAAACGUCAAAUACUUGAGACGAACCUGGUGUGCAAAAUACUUGCUCAACUAAACCGAAGCAAUACUUAUUCACUGCUAUCAAAAUGUGUUUCUUUACUGAAUAAUACUAUACAAGAUCAACUUCAGUUUGGUGUUGAUUAGAAGUCUCCCUGAAAUUUUGGAAUCCGUAUCGUUCACCACAUUGUUAACAUGUAACGACAUUAUGAAGGCAAUCUUUCGCAGCUUAGUAGGCAGACAUUCAGAAUAUUACGCCGUAAGAAGAUUGUUUUACGACAACCAAGAAAUAAGGGAUUACCAAUAUCCCAUUAAUUAUCGCUGACGUUUGAACCUUUAAUAUUUUGCGAUUAUAAUUGGCGUUGUCAGCUAGUUCACGUGAACAACUAAUCUGAUAUCUAGAUGAUCCAUGUGGCAGCACAAAGUUAUAUUACUCGCAUAAGUGAUCCCAAUUAUGAGAAGCAAGCCUGAUUUACUUUCC
Ogataea polymorpha is the source of this 1195-nucleotide messenger RNA. RefSeq lists its product as uncharacterized. The transcript has 2 exons. The record is from RefSeq and is a predicted model, not a curated record. Gene Ontology annotation, biological process: mitotic DNA replication initiation. Gene Ontology annotation, cellular component: GINS complex. Lineage: Eukaryota; Fungi; Ascomycota; Pichiomycetes; Pichiales; Pichiaceae. The coding region runs from base 1 to 567 and encodes 188 amino acids.